Molecule: messenger RNA, 2556 nt
Organism: Gryllus bimaculatus (two-spotted cricket)
Lineage: Eukaryota; Metazoa; Arthropoda; Insecta; Orthoptera; Gryllidae
Source: the annotation of a GenBank genome assembly
AUUUUAAACUGGAGUUGGAUAUUUGUGGAGGUCCUAAAUAUAAAUGGAGCUCUAAAUUUUGUGGAAUGUUUGCUUCCGACCUGCAAUCUACUCGCGUACAUGAACGUGGUGCGAAAGCGAUCCCGUGCCCUUGCCUCGUAAAGCAGUAUUCCGGACUCAACCGCAAACACGUUAACAAGUGAUAAGACCGCAAGGGAGGCGGGGCAGGAAAUCAUUGUGUUUCUUCCAUUUAGCGUAACACCAGUUUUACUUUACCUAUAAGUGACUGUAACAAAAAUCCUGUUUAAGAUACUACACAAAGUGCUAAUGAUGUAUGAUCCGAGUGAGAAAAGAAUAGAUAUCGAAAAUAAACUUGAAAGGGAGAUGAAAAAUCUUAAGAUACUUAAAGAAAAAGUAACCAGAUGCAAUCAUUUAACUAAAGGAAUGAAGAAGAUUUUGUCUUCUAGUGAUAAUCGUUUAGCUCAUUUAGAAGAAACAAUUGUUCCAAUUUAUAAACAAACAGGAAGCCUUCAAAAUCAGUACAGAAAUCUCAAGCACACUUUAAAGGUUUUAGAUCAUGUAAUUGUAUUUUAUGACACAAGUAAACAAAUGGAACCUAUUAUUCGAGCUGGGCCAAGUAUUAAUAUAAAUGGGGAGUCACGUUUGCAAAAUUUUCUACAAGCAAUGGAAAAACUUCAGUCUGCAAUGGAAUAUUUUCGAACUCAUAAUGCUGAUAGUGCAGAAUAUUGUAAAGCGAAAUCAUUAUAUAAUUUGGGUGCUGAUGCCCUGAAUAAAGAAUUUAAGGAACUAUUAAAUCACUAUAGUGAACCUGUUCCUCUCCUGACAUUACUUGAUAUUGUCAGCCCCACUGAAGAAACAGAAAGAAAAUCUGAAUCAAUAUCCCUCAGCCAGAUACCAGAGCAUAUUUACAUAGAAUUACAAAAUAUUGCAGCGUGGCUUAAGGAAAAUUCCAGUGAUGAGUAUGUUGAAGUGUUUGAGAAAAAAACAAAGAAAAUGUUGUUGAGAUCUUCUUCAAGCACUGAGCAUUUGUAUUUUACCUCUAGCAAUCGAAGAUCUGGCACCCUUGCAGAGGAUGUUGUAGAUGAGCAGGAAAUGGUGAAUUAUCUUAUGUGCUUCACUGCACUACAAAAAAUGAUGCAAAAUGAGAAACUACAGAUGUCUGGCAUUAUUCCAGUAAAUGCUCAAUCAAAUGCCUUUGAGAGCCUUGUUGAAAAUGCACUCAAUUUGGUUGUUCAGGAUGGAGAGAGUAUUGCCACAAGAGCUAAAAAGUGCAUUAGUCAUCAUGAAUUUUCUACUUUGCUAAUAGUGUUUCCUAUUCUUAAACAACUUCAAUUGAUGCUUCCUGAAUACAAGGAAACCGUGAAAGAAUGCAGUGAGGAUGUCAUAUCAAAAUUCUCAGCUACUUAUGAUAUAUUACACAGCAUUGCAGCAAAAGCUUUGGAUGACUUUGUUGAAAGCAUACACUCUGAUUCAAAUACUCGAUUACCACAGGAUGGAACUGUUCAUGAACUCACAAGUAAUACACUUGUUUUCUUAGAACAAUUGUUUGAUUUUGCUGAUAUGAUUGGAGGGAUUCUGGCCCAGAAAUUUGAGUACAACAAUGCUCUAACAAUAGCUCUAAUAUCACAGCUAGUUGCUGGCUAUGGAGAGAGAGAUAAAAACAAAAUCAUUUUGGGAAUGUACAUACAAAAAGUACUGAAUGAGUUGCACCAAACAUUGUGCAACAAAAGUAAAUUGUAUAGUGACAUUUAUCUUCAAACAAUCUUUCGACUCAACAAUACUCAUCAAAUUCUGAAAAGUAUAAAACAAUCAGGUUUACUCGAUUUUGUGCUGUUAUCCAGACCUGAUUUUGAAACUUAUUAUCUCAAGAUGAUCAAUGAUGACAAGGAAACAUACACACAAAGCUGGAAAAAAAUUCUGGAAAAUAUUUGGCCCCUUGAUGUUCUCCCUGGGGCAAAUGCUGGAGUUUCUAAAUUAAAAGACAAGGACAGGGCAGUAAUCAAAGAAAAAUUUGCUAGUUUUAACAAAUAUAUGGAAGAGAUUGUAAAACUUCAGCAUGGUUAUUAUAUAGCAGACGAAGAGUUGAGAAAUAACAUGAAAGAAGAUAACAAAAAUUUACUUCUUCCAAAAUACAAAGAAUUUUAUGAAAAGGAUGAUAAAUAUUUGUUUGAAACAUGGACAUAUGGAGCUUUUAAUUAAUAAGGCAACAAACUUAUAGCAAAUACUCCUAAGCUAUUUCUACUUACCCUCAACCACUAAAAAAAUAUCUGUUGCUACCAGAAGUCCCAGUGAUCCUUUCUUCAUGUAAUUUGUUGUUUGGGUUAAAAUUAAUAGAAAAAAAAAGUUAUUGAAUCACAAAUAUUGUACUUCAUAAACAGUAUCUGGGUGACAUUCACUGAAAUAUGUUUGUUUCAUUGUUUAACUACUUUUGCUAAGUAGUAAUACAAGUUAUUUAUUUAUAUAUUGAUAAUUCUAAACUGAUGUUUAAAUGUAUGGCUAUGUAGAAACUGAAACCCCACAACAAAAACAAAAAAUGCAAUAAUAAACAAUUACACU